CCAUAAAUCCAACAAAGCAAUAUGUACAGUGACAUGGAGUGGAUGAGUGAUAAUGUGCUGCCUAGGUUUUGUGUUGUAGAAGCAAGGACACAGAAACAAAAAGACACAACACACAGGCUGUUGCUCUCUCUGGAGGAACUUCAUCACCUGCAUCUGCAGAUGAAGUCAGGCACAUGCAUCUGAGAGAGCUUGUCCUGCAACAGAGCCAGGAUGAUAGAAUUGAAGACAGAGCUGAAGUCCACAAACAGGAUUUGGACAUAAGUUCAUAAGAAGUGCAGGUGCUGGAGGAUGAAAUGGAGGGCCAUGUUGAAUGUGUCGCAUCCAGACCUGUUAGAUCUGUAGGUGAACUGACCAGAACAAGCUUCCAUCUUCAUAGUUGUGCAAUAAACAGUAGAAUGCUACAAUGCCAAACAAGGUUAUUCUUCCUGUAGGCUUCUUUUAGCUGGUUAUGUGAUUGGCCACUGCAUAAAAUAGGUGUUGGUUUAGUAAAGCAGGUGACUGCUUUGUGUGUCAUAUUCCAUGCUUAAGCACAAAAUACACUCAAAUAAUAAACCCUGUCUUGUCUAACUUUCUAAAAAGUGGAAUAACCUGUUAGUUGGAUGUGGGGCAACUGACCUACCUUACACAGCAGCUGAAUUCUCGCGAUACGAGAUCUCGCGAGAAUCGUGCGGGACAUUUACAUUUCCUAGCAACGCUGCUUGGUUACAGGAGGAAGCGCGCUAACAGUGGCGGUUAGACAACAACAACAUGGAGCCGUCAGAGAGGGUGGCAGCAGCUCCCCAGUUGCCAGCAGCUGAAGAUGUAAGUCAGUCUGCUGGACAAACAUCUAUAAACCAACUGGCAGCUCAAAAUCAUAGAUAUGCCAGUCAGGACCAGAGGCAGCACAGACUGGGAACAGAUGGCUGGGAGCUUCAACAGUUAUUAGAGCGUUCUUUUCAGCCAGAGUUUCAGGACAGUAACCUGUCCCCAGCUCUUUCCCUGUUGCCUGUAAACCCUGGAGUGGAACACAACUUCACUGAAUAUUCUUUAUUCCAACAAAGUGACAAUGAAUUUGCCCCUUUAAGGGCGUACCCUGAUAUUUCCGUGGCUUCAGAGAGGUUUCAUUUUCCACCCCUGGAUCACACCAACCAGGCCUCUGAGCUUGGCUCACUGUCCCAGCACCCUUUGGCUCAGGCAACCAUCCUGUCUGAAGAAGGAGUGAGCAGCUGCUGCUCUUUAUCCCAGCACAGUUUGUCACCAGGAGACGAAGGCAGACAAGAAAAAAAUGUUAAUUCCCAACUGACUGCCACCACUGACAGACGGGAAGUACCAUCCAGAGAUGAUAAAGGUAGCAGAGAGAGGGACUCGGAGACACAAACUGACCCACCAGACAAGUCAGUAGAAGAGGAUGCUGGAGAUGAGACAUUCUUUCUAAGUAAGGAUAUUCCUGCCCAGCAUCUUCUCGCACUUCUUCAGAAAGAUAUUGGCAUGCCAAGCAGCAGUAGUAGUGCUGUUUCCUCUGCCUCUGAGACCUCUGUGAAAGUUGCUGCAUCUUUUGGCAAAGAGUAUAGAAGCAGUAAAGUUUGUAAACCAGGCAUUGACCAAAGCAUGGUUAUAAGAGAACUUCCCCCAGGUGAAGCUUCUCUUUCCCCGCAGCAGACGCAACAACCUGACAGAGAUGUAUCCCCUGGCCAGUCACCAACAUUAUCGCUUGAGGUCUGUAACAUCACCAUGGGGUCCCGCAGCACUAAACCUGAUGACAGUAGCGAAGUGUUGCACAGAGAGCUGCUGUCUGAGGCAGAGAGGCGCAGCAGCAGUGAUGCUGAAUCUAAAAACCAACAGCGGAAAAGUCCUACACCACCAUGUCAGUCUCUCACACCAUAUCCCACAGGUACGUCUGAAGGAAAGCCAAGUGUAACCAAAACAAAUUUGGGUCACUUGCUACGGACAGGACCGUUUUCAGCAGGUGUUGAACGGCUUCACAGAGAGCAAGACCUCUGGUCCUCAGGGAAUCAAACAGGGGUUGAUGGGUCUUACCUGGGUUUCCUUCCACAGUCUCAGUCCACUCCAGGGGUUUUUAAAGCCCCACCCAGAUCCAGUGCCAAGGCGAAAGUAGGGCAACUUUCUGCCAUAGAAUCCAAUAAAGAGAACUCAUCUCAGUCAAACACAGGGAUCUCUCCACAGGUAACCGUUUCUGUGGCUGAUGUCCAUUGCCAAAACACAACAAAUCCAAGCCAAGAGGAGGCUUCUUCUUCAAAAGUCCAGUCUCUCCCAAGUCUCAACUAUAUGCAGAAAGUAGACGCUUGGAGGGCAAAUCAGAGUUCAGGCAAGACUUCACUAUUUGAUAGUUUGGCACUUCAAGGAUUUUCUGGCACCUCUCCUAAAAAGAAAGCUUACGAUGCAGUAUCUGACUCCCUGAAUCGCAUCCUGACUCAGCAGGCGAGGAGUUUACAAAAACCUGCUGUUUCAAGUGCUGCCAAUCAGAACGUUACACAGAUCUCUUCCACGGCUCCCUCUGGUUCAUCUUCUCCAAGAAGAGGGGAGGCAGUGGGCAGUGCUCCAAAUGAACAAGAUAACACUGGGUCUGCCACAAGACCUUCUGCCUCACCCAUUGGCAGGUCACAGUCCCACUCCUCUCUAAGCACUGUUGUUAUGUCGGCCCAGAAAAAUCAGCAGAAAGAAAUACCCGCAGAAAGAGAGAAUACUCCGACUCAAGACGAUGUCCAGCAUCAGCCAAGCGACACAGUACAACCCCUACCUCGCAUGAGCCUCAGUCAGUUCAGUGAUGUGUCACUUGAUCGAGAUUUGACACUCUCAAGUUCCCAAGAUAGUUACAACAGUGGAGUUAAAUUGGGAAAUUCCAUAGGGGCGUCUUCUAUUGUCAGCCUUGAGGCUGAUAACUACGUCCCGUACUGGACUUCAAAACUGUCAACGCCACCACCUCUGCCCAGGCCGCGAGAACUCAACAUUGAAGAUCGAAUUCCGUUGUACCUGCAUAACCUGGGUAUUGACCAGUCUCCCUCAACAAUCUUAACUCCAUUCGCACCCAGAGGGCCAAUAAGAGAGCCUGAAUUCUCUCCCACUGAUCUCUGUACAAUUAAAGGAUCUAUUGGAACCCCAACGAAGAGCACUCAACCCUCUGAAGGUGGAAGUCCCCAUAAAGCAGAUUUUUCCAGGUGCAGCAUUCUUUCAGUGGACUCCAGUAUAUCCAUACCAUUGAGCCUGGACAGUCUAGGUCCAGGUGUACCUGUGCCAGAGCGAACCAGGCCGGCUUCUCCUUCUUCCGAUACAGAAGCUAUCCAGAUUGAACGCAGACUGGCACCCUCCUCCCUCCCUGAUGAAGACUCUUAUCCUUCCACCCAGCGACAGCACAUGGACAGCAGCUUAACCAGCAGCCAGAAUACCAUCCAGCCUGGAGACAGGUUUGGCUCUGACUCCUCCUUAGCAACCAAGCCUAGGUGUGGGGAUAGAGAUUUGGAGUCACCAUUGCAAACGAGCCGUGGUUUGGAGCAAAACGCAGAAGAUUCUAUUGUUAGCUCCAAUGCCUUGUUGGAGAUCCGUAAACUUCUCUCUCAGGCGGGGAAUGUCGUAACUGCAGAGUCUUCUGUAGCUUCCUCAGCCUCAGCUUCAGCACCUCGCCUUCUCUCUGAUGAUGACAUCUUCCUCUCCCUGAAAAAGAAAACCAGCAGACUUCAAGACUCUUCAUUCUCCUCCACUUCUGCGACUGAUGAUCCCAAAACUCGAUCCACCUCGUUGUGGGUCCGGUCCUCCUCAGACUCCAUGCUGACCUCAGAGAGACGCAGAGAAAACUCUAUUGGAAGAGAGAGUUUGACUUCAUCGGGGCAACCUAAUUAUCCAUCCACACAAGCUCUUUUUGCUGCACCGACAACAGGUGCAUACAGAAGGCCACAAUAUAGCACUGUUAGUAGAGGUACAGGCUCACCCCUUAUCCUCUCCCAAUCAGCUCGGCGCGCAGAGCCUGAGGGCUGCAGUGCUGCUCCCCCUGACAGUACAGUCCCUCCACAGCAACCAGUCAUCAAGCCAUUACCAGUUUUAAGUACCCAACAGCUCACCUCAACUCCUACAGACACAGCAGAUGUCAUAGAGGAGGAAAAACGGACUGUACUGGUAUCUCCUCCUCAGAGCAGCUCCUCCUCACCAGUCCUGGAGGACAGUGACCAGGGAGUGAUCAGUGAUGGGAGCAGUGAGAGCUCGCUGGCUGUCAGAGUGGCCAAGUUACUGCAGAGUGAAUCUCCAUCCACCAUGGUGUCCAGUACACCCAGCAUCACUGACCAUGAGGAGAACAAAGCCAGAGAGUGGAUUAAACUGAAACUAUCCGGACAGCAGUGUGAGCCUCUGGAGUUGGACAAAGAAGACAGAAAGCGGAUUGAAGAGAUAAAGAGAGAGCUGCUGUUGAAAAACCCUUUACAGAGUCAGGGGAGCACAGAUACAGAGAGCAGUGCAGCGUCCAGUCUUAAAAUACAAAGGGGACAGGAUGUGCCUCAGCAAGCAGAGACCUUCACUGCCUCUGGUGUUCCCAACAACCAGCCAUCCCAGCCACUGCAGGUCCUCGGCACAGAUCUCUCUGACUCCAAUGUGCAGCUUUGCACAGAUCUAGAGGCUCAGAUACGUGAGAUCGCUGCCAGAGAAGGGGUAACGAUUCCUAGGACAAACCUUCAGGCCGUCACAUCGAUCACCAUCGCCACCCGCAGGCGCUCCACCUCCCCCUCUCCCUCCACGUCGCCUGCACCUCCUGUCAGUCCGGUGCCAGAGCUGCUCCACCUGGCUGAACUCUCCACAGGAGCAGUCAAACUUCCUAAAACUACCAGGCAGCUUCCCCAUACCAUAGAUGAAGAUGAUGAGGCAACAAGGGAGCCAGACUCUAUGUUUGAACCAAGCCAAGACCUGACUUCUCCGUCAGCCUCGGGAAAUCAGAAGAGACAAGAUGCCGUAGGAGGCCAAUCUGAAGAACCUCCCCCUCCCUCACAGGGUUUAGGUAGAGAGGAUGGGAUGGAGAAGGAGGACAGCACACAGUCUUUCAGGCGAGACGACGAAUUAUUCAUCGAGGACAGCUCCGUUUCUGGUGUUGGUCACAUAGCUAAACAGGCCACAGGUUCAUCCACACCUGAAUCCCCAGCCAGGACAGGUCAUGUCUCACAUGUCCAUCUCACUCUGUCCCCCAAAGCCACUGAUCAGAGUCUGGCCACUUCUGUCCACCCCAGUCAUGCUGAUGCUGUUAUGGGGCUGCCACGGAAAGAAUUUGUCCCCCUCAGACACUCCUCUUCUGCUGCCAGCAGUCCAGACGAAGGUGUUGGGUUGACCAGUCCACCAGAGUGGUAUGACACCAGAGAGCCAAUAAGACAGCGGGGGCCUGAAAGACCGGAGACCUCCAGCCUGUUCAUAACCUCUGUGCCUAAGGGAAGGAUGACCUCCACAUCCACACAGUCCUUGACAGCAUGUCACAGAGUUGUUGUGUCACCAAGACCCAUAACCACUGAAACACCAGCAGUGCCAGUUCUGUUGCCUUAUAAACCCCGUGGCAGCGAGGAGCUCUUCUACGUCCCUCAAACAGAAGCUGACGUCUCCUCCACCGACCCUUCUGACACGACCAUGGAGAGCUCCCACACAGGCUCAGACGACGCUGUGCCCCCACGCUUCAGCAGCGAGGUCCUCGGUCACCGAGACGCUGGGUUGGACCGUGGAGUCACCAUCAGACACUCGGAGGGCAUCUACAGCAAGAGGCUGAAAACAGCCACCUUCAAAAUGCACGAGGCCGGACACAGAGGUGCCUCUGUACCAGCAGAUGGACCCUCACAAACAAGUGUGACUCCAAAGCCGUCCUCUCAGGUAUCAGUUGCCUUUACCAGAGUGCCUCUAUCGAGGGAUCGAGAAGCUUCCAAGAGAGACCAGGGGACAAGCCCGGUGCAGUUCCCCAGUUAUGAUCAGCCAGAGCCAAACCGUGUGAGAUUUCAGCCAGUUCUUGUGGACCUGGACUAUGAAAAGGCGAGCCAUCACACUGAUCGAAGCUCUGUCCCUCAGGCAGGAGUGGAGAGAGACAGGAGCGACUCUCACCUCCCUCACCCCACUGCCCAGCAGAGCAGCAGCUCUCUGGAUCAGCUGUGGGAGAGGUUCUGUGAUCAGUGGAACCUGGAGGAGUACCGACCCACUACUGACAGAGAGACAUCGCUGUUGGAGCGGCUUGAACGCCUCUCCCGUCUUAUUCAGAGCACUGGAGGUUCGAACUGUUCAGAACUGCAAGAAGAGAGGCUAGGAAGGAGGGGAGAAGAUGCUACAGGGAAAGAAAGAAAAAAUAAUAUUGGUGAGGUGAAGAGGAGCAUAAGUGGUGAGGCAAGAGGAGGUAGAAAGGUUAAAGGUGAACCGCCCAUCCCUCAUCAGGCCUGGACGCAGAGGCUGCAGAUAAAGGAAACCACUCAACCUGCAGACGAGGACUCCUUCACGUCCAGCGUCUCUCAGGGCUCGUCCGAGAGUCAGUACCUCUGUCCUGCUGACAGAGACGAGUCUGAGACCAUGUCCACCAUGUCUGGCUCCAUGUCCACAGUUGACACAGCGCGGCUGGUCCGAGCCUUUGGUGCUGACCGCGUCCAACACCUGAAAACGAGCUCCAGCCUCAGUAAACUCUACUCCACCAUCAAUAAGCAGAAAGAAGGGAGGGAAAAGAGGAGACAAAGGAACAAAGAGCCACCUCACGUCAUCACCCUGUCAGAGACCACCGGCACUGAUGAAUCCACAGUUACUGCUGAUUCUGCAUCAUCAACCAGCACUUACACCCUCACGUCACACCGCGGCCCCUCCAGGGGUCUGGUAGCUAAGAAGGCUGUAAAACUGGUCAGCAGAGGCAUCCAGGCAGGUGACCUGGAGAUUGUCAGAAAUGGGACUCGACGUCACACCAGAGAUGUUGGAACCACAUUCCCUUCGCCUGCUGAAGCCAGAACUUCCAGGCAGAUAUCAUCUGCCUCGUCCAGCUUAGAGAGAGGAAGAGGAGGGCAGAGGAGCUCCUCUAAAAGCCAGGGGCUACAAAAACUGAGAAAGAGCAAGAGAAGCCUGUCCAAGACCUACCCCGAAGGUGUUUCAUGGUUCAUCUCUGCUGACGAGCUGAGGUCAGAGGCGAGGAAGGAGAACGAGCCCGAGGAAGAGGAGUCGACGUGGAGGCCAAGCACCGCCUGGUUUGAACCGUACAGCAGGAUGAAUCCGUGGAGAGAACCGCUGAGACAGAGACAAGUCCAGGAAGACAGAAACAUACAUCAUGCUGAACCCGAGUUUGAUCCAAAAAUCAAAACAAUGUCUUCUGGUCUGGCACGUAUCUCUCUCCAGGAGGCUCUUGAGAUGCAUCGUCCAGAGUUCAUCUCUCAGUCCAGGCGCAGGGUUCAGCGCAUGGCUCUGCAGGCGGAGGAGAGGAAGCUGCAGGCCGACUUCAGCAGAGAGAGAGACGAUCUCUUCAUCCGGCCAGGAGGAGCAGGGAGGCUACCGAAGCCUGCAGGCACCGCUCUGCUCAGGAGGGCUGUUCCCAGGAAGGAGAUGAUACAGAGAUCCAAACAGAUAUAUGAGAAUCUUCCAGAGGUGCAGCGGAGGAGAGAAGAGGAAAGAAGAAAAGCAGAGUAUCGAUCUUACCGGCUGAACGCUCAACUCUACAACAAGAGAAUCACUAACCGUGUCCUGGGCAGAAGAACAGCAUGGCAGUGAUCAAACAGACCUUGUAAACUUUUUUUACUGUAUGAUAAAUCAGUGAUGUGAAAAACA
Centropristis striata (black sea bass) is the source of this 7737-nucleotide messenger RNA. It is a transcript of the gene alms1, whose product is annotated as ALMS1 centrosome and basal body associated protein. The transcript has 18 exons. Gene Ontology annotation, cellular component: cytosol; centrosome; centriole. Bases 748 to 7680 code for a protein of 2310 amino acids. NCBI's taxonomy places the organism in Eukaryota, Metazoa, Chordata, Actinopteri, Perciformes, Serranidae. The record is from RefSeq and is a predicted model, not a curated record. Gene Ontology annotation, biological process: regulation of centriole replication.